Molecule: messenger RNA, 1281 nt
Organism: Corticium candelabrum
Lineage: Eukaryota; Metazoa; Porifera; Homoscleromorpha; Homosclerophorida; Plakinidae
Product: heterogeneous nuclear ribonucleoprotein D-like
Exons: 10
Coding region: 165-1133 (322 amino acids)
Biological process (GO): regulation of gene expression
Cellular component (GO): chromatin; nucleoplasm
Molecular function (GO): RNA binding
Source: RefSeq, a predicted model, not a curated record
CGCAAGCCACGACGACACACGCGCUCGCUCAUCACGUCAAUGGAUCAAAGCCUAGGCGACCAAGAAACAGGCCAGUCAGGUGACGUAUCCAUGGACUCGUCCGACUGGAAGUCGUCAUCCCAAGACGACGAUUGGUACGUAUCUUUUAUAGUUAUGCGGUUUUCAUGUCGUUUCGUCGCCGCCCGCCAUCUUUCUUUUUUGUUUUUUCUAUUUUUAGCAAAAUUUUCGUAGGAGGCUUGUCUUGGGACACUACCCGUGAAUCUUUGAAAGACUACUUUAGCAAGUAUGGCGAGGUGUUGGAUGCCAACAUCAAGUUUGACCCAGCGACAAAGAAAUCGAGAGGUUUCGGUUUUGUUCUCUAUUCCGAGUCGGCGGCUGUGGAUCGAUGCUUGAAUCAAGGAGAGGCCCAUUGCCUUGAUGGCAAGGAGGUCGAUCCAAAACGGGCAGAGCCGCAUCAACACAAGGGGCCCAUCAAUCCUCGUGCUAGAAAAGUGUUUAUUGGUGGUUUACACGAAUCGAUAUCUGAAGACAUGAUUCGGCAUCAUUUUUCCCGAAUAGGAAACGUUGGAGAGAUCGAGAUGCCCAUCGACAGAAGCACACAAAAGCGACGAGGCUAUUGUUUUGUGGCGAUGGAAACGGAGGAUCAGGUUUCUGUGGCCAUACAGAAGCGUUUUCAGGAGAUCAGUGGAUACACAGUUGAGGUAAAGAAAGCUAUCCCUGAUGAGAAACGAGAGUCUCGUGGAGAGUGGAGUGGACGGGGGCGUGGCAGAGGCGGAGGGUUCAACCGCGGUGGCGGCGGUGGCUGGGGAGGUGGUGGCGGCGGCGGCGGCAGCAGCAGCAGCUGGGGUGGUAACCCAUACGGUCAGUCGACGUAUUACAACCAUACGUAUCAGCCUUCAUAUCAACCGAGUUACGGCGGAUAUUACGAUAAUUUCUAUGGAGGAUUCGGUGGCGGUGGCACUUACCAGGGAUAUGGUGGCGGUGGAGGAUACGGACAGUACCAGGGGUACUAUGGAGGGGGAGGCAGUGGCAGUAGAAGCAGGGGAGAUCCAUAUCAACAAGGCGACUACAGUCGUUAUGGACCGAUGAGAUCGUUCGGCGGCUCUCACUACCAUCGUCAGUAUCCGUAUUGAUUGCUUGUAGACAUAAGAAUCAUGCAACACACAGCUGUCGUCAAUUGAUACACUAAACAUUCGUAUAGUAUGCUACUCUGCGUGUUAAUCAUUUCGUGCCCAUGUAUUCCAUGAUUUGCUGCUGCGUAUUAUAACAUCAUCCAGUAGA